Choloepus didactylus (southern two-toed sloth) is the source of this 939-nucleotide messenger RNA. RefSeq names its product olfactory receptor 6C74-like. Gene Ontology annotation, biological process: G protein-coupled receptor signaling pathway. Gene Ontology annotation, molecular function: G protein-coupled receptor activity; olfactory receptor activity. The coding region runs from base 1 to 939 and encodes 312 amino acids. Lineage: Eukaryota; Metazoa; Chordata; Mammalia; Pilosa; Megalonychidae. The record is from RefSeq and is a predicted model, not a curated record. Gene Ontology annotation, cellular component: membrane. The transcript has a single exon.
AUGGGAAACCAUACAAGAGUGACUGUGUUUGUCUUGGCAGGUUUGACUGAUGACCCACAAUUGAAAGUUGUGUUGUUUAUCUUAUUGCUUCUCAUCUAUUUGUUCAGCAUCACUGGCAAUCUAACCAUCAUCACACUCACCCUGUUAGAUAUACAACUGAAGUCUCCCAUGUAUUUUUUCCUUCGGAACUUUUCCCUCUUAGAAAUCUUGUUUACUACUACAUGCAUCCCUAAAUUGCUGGUUAUGAUGGCAUCUGGAGACAAAAACAUUUCCUAUAACUGUUGUGCGACACAGUUGUUUUUUGUCAUCCCUCUUGGAGCAUCUGAAUUUUACCUGCUGGCAGCCAUGUCUUAUGACCGCUAUGUUGCCAUCUGUAAGCCCCUGCACUACACAGCCAUCAUGAACAGCAAAGUCUGUGUACAUCUGGUCCUCAGUUGUUGGCUCGCUGGGUUCUUUUCCAUCUUUCCAGGACUCAUCAUGGGUCUAAACCUUGACUUCUGCACCUACAACGUCGUUGAUCAUUUCAUCUGUGAUGCUUUUCCCCUCCUUCAGAUCUCCUGCUCAGACACGUGGCUCAUCAAAAUUAUUGUUUUCAUCUCAGCUAUUGUGACACUCUUGGUCACGUUGGUAAUGGUGAUAACAUCGUACACCUACAUUGCAUUGAGGAUUCUAAAAAUCCCUUCCUCUAAUCACAGGAGAAAGGCAUUUUCCACGUGUUCUUCCCACAUGAUUGUGAUCUCCCUCUCCUAUGGCAGCUGCAUCUCCUUGUACAUAAAACCCUCGGCCAAACAGAGACUAUCCUUUCACAAGGGAACUGCGGUGCUCUAUACCUCGGUUGUCCCACUUUUAAAUCCUUUUAUUUACACCCUAAGGAACCAACCAGUGAAGAAAUCUUUCGUGAAUAUCAUAUACAGGGUUUUCUCUUACUCGAAGAAAUGA